Protopolystoma xenopodis is the source of this 243-nucleotide messenger RNA. The record is from the annotation of a GenBank genome assembly. Lineage: Eukaryota; Metazoa; Platyhelminthes; Monogenea; Polystomatidea; Polystomatidae.
AUGCGAACGGUACAGUUGAGCUCGCCGUAUCCAAGUGAUGCACCAGUCGUGCCCGAGAUACAAAAGGGCGAAGGUAAGUCGGGAGUGCAGAGGCCAUGGCAGAAGCGGAUUAGUUUAUGUAUCCAAGUGAUUAGGUGUCCGAAUGCAUUAGGCCGGCAUGAGCCAAGAAGAGAGAUGGGGGAAGUGGACGAAGAGGAGGCUGCAUGCCAAGGACAAGGGGAAGAAACAUGCGGACGGAGUUAG